This is a messenger RNA of Prosopis cineraria, 1870 nucleotides long. RefSeq lists its product as uncharacterized. The transcript has 6 exons. Lineage: Eukaryota; Viridiplantae; Streptophyta; Magnoliopsida; Fabales; Fabaceae. The coding region runs from base 410 to 868 and encodes 152 amino acids. The record is from RefSeq and is a predicted model, not a curated record.
AGGGCGGAGAAGGAGAGGAAGAGGAAGAGAAAGAAGGCUCUGUUUCUGUUUAUGUUUCUAAAGAAUAACGAGGCAACAAAAAUAUAACGCAAGUGGCAAAAAGAUUGAGACUUUUACCUUAGAGGCCGUCUUUUCUGCCUUAUAAAUGGGGCUAUGAACGACGCUAUCAUUUGAAUUAGUCUCUCCCUCUCUAUCCGUCGUGACCGAAACUUCCACGUGUCUUCUCGCCUAUUUCGUUUUCUUUCCUUCCUUCCUUCACUCUGUUUCCCAAGGAAAAAUUAAUAGCUUGCUGGUUUUUUCUCAUUGAAGAUUCUAUUAGACCCUGCUUGAAGUACUAUCUGCGCGGGAUUUGAAUCCUUUGAGGGGUCCAGUGAAAGAUUUGAUAUAGAAUUUUAAGGUUGGGACGAUAAUGGAGGGAAAGAAUCGAGUUGGGUCGUCUUCUUCCUUCACUUCUGAACUCUUUGGCUCUAAGGAUCCGUCUCCAUCGUCGUCUUCUGGGAUUUUAGGGUCUAUAUUUUCUCCAUCAUCUAAGGUGCCAGGGAAUGAUUCUCUGCCUUCUGGAGUGGGUGUCAAAACUGCCAGUGAGACAUGGAGCCCCAAAAUUGGGACAGCAGAUGGUAACAUCAGGGGAAAUGGGGCUGAAAAUCAGAGCAGUUCAAAUAAGGAUUUGAGUUCCAUUUAUCAGGAACAAAGAGUUCAACCUUGUCACCUUAGCUCGUCAAUCUAUUACGGUGGGCAGGAUAUAUACUCUCAUCCUCAGAACAAAGAGGGUGCAGGACCAAACCCUUUGUGCAAGAAAGAUGGGGGAGAAGAUGAUUCAGGAAGUGCUUCUAGAGGAAACUGGUGGCAAGGUUCUCUCUAUUAUUAAGAUCAUACUUGCCAUUGAAUAAGCUUAUCAAGGUUUUGUCUGGACCACUCCGUUUAUGGAGUUGACGUAACUCUCAGAGUGACGAAACGAUUAAAAACAACCGACUUUGGUAAGAUGAAGUCAGAGGGAAUAUGUAAUUUACUAGUCUGACAGCCGCAAGGUACAGAUAUUUUGUGUAGGUUAUGAGACACGACAAGAUUCUUAUGCAUCGUAUUCUACAGAGGUUAGUUAACAAGAUCAGGAGAAUGAUAGAGAAUAACUGAAGGUGUAGUUUGAUAGGCUUAACUCAUUUUGACAAUGGUAAGAAGUUUCUUGAAUCAGUACGGGACAAGGAGAGUGAUUCAUAUAUGAAUGUUUAUGCCUUUCGGUCUGGGGCUGCAUGAUGUGAACAUGUUGAUGAACUUGGUCUUGAAAAGUAGAUGCUCUAUUCCAAUAUUUCUCACUGACAUACUGAUUUACUUACAUACAUCUUUUUCAGAGAAACUGAUACCCUUGUCCAUGUAGAUUCUUUCGCCAUUAUUGCAGACCUUGAUAAUGAUGGGUGUAGAGGCUGCAGUGGUAAACUUGACCUCAGAUGUAAAUUAUAUAUUCCCUGUGUGUCAGAUAAAAUCUGUUUUAAAAGUGAACAAUCAAUGAAAACAGGAGAAACUGGAGGGGGAAAAAGGCUAUAGGUUCCAUGAACCAUGUUUGAACAGCAGAAUGAAGUCAAAGAAUUGCCAAAGGGCAUGAUAAUUUGGAUUUUUUUUUUUUAAUCACUUACACAUCCUACGCUUUUUGCACCGGAAAACUCGCGCGCUUCACCAUAUUUACUUAAAUCUUAUCUAGUUCCAACUUGUAACUUAUCCCAUUUGAAGGCAUCUUUAGUGCCACUAGGCAUUAAUGCCUUUGGCAGAUGCAGAAGUUGUUCACAAUGUUUAUGUUUAUCUUGAAAUCAUUGAUAUUUUUAUCUACAUUCAAACAAAAUUGUAUGAAAGUUGUGGCCCAGCAAGCAUAAUUAUUUUA